UUUCCGGUUCCGGUUUCUGCCUGUAAACAAAUCGUUAGCAGUACUGGUAAGUUAGAUAAAUAUUAAACACAGGAUUUUAUUAAUCCAGUCACCGAAAUUGCAGAUUUGAGGUUGGAAAGCCAUGUCGAAGGAAGUCGAGACCAGUUCUGGUCAGGAGGGGGUCAUUGACCUCGAAGAACCGAAGAAAAUGACCAGAGAAGACUGGAGGAAAAAGAAAGAGCUGGAGGAGCAGAGGAAGCUGGGAAACGCUCCUGCUGAGGUCGAUGAGGAGGGAAAGGACAUCAACCCUCACAUUCCGCAGUAUAUUUCCUCCGUGCCGUGGUACAUCGACCCCUCGAAGAGACCCACGCUCAAGCACCAGAGACCUCAGGAGGAGAAACAGUACGAGUUUUCGACUAUAGGAGAGUGGUAUAAAAGAGGUGUACAGGAGAAAUCCGUCAGCACCAAAUACAGGAAAGGGGCGUGUGAGAACUGCGGGGCCAUGACUCACGUGAAAAAGGACUGUCUCGAGCGCCCCAGGAAGGUUGGAGCCAAGUUUUCGGGUACAGGUUUCGCCCCGGACGAGCACAGUCAGAUUCAGCUGAACCUGGAUUACGACGGGAAGCGAGAUCGCUGGAACGGCUACGACCCCGAGGACCACAUGCGCAUUGUGGACGAGUACUCCAAAGUCGACCUGGCAAAGCGUACUUUAAAAGCCCAGAGGUUGCAGGAGGAGCUGGCCACCGGAAAGCUGGAUCACGGGGAGCGUGAACACAACAGCGAAGACGAGGACGAAGAUAAAUACGCAGACGAUAUCGACAUGCCCGGGCAGAACUUUGACUCCAAGAGACGAAUCACAGUGAGGAACCUGAGGAUCAGAGAGGACACAGCUAAGUACCUGAGAAACCUGGACCCAAACUCGGCGUACUACGACCCGAAGACCCGAGCCAUGAGAGAAAACCCGUACUCCAACACCGGCAAGAACCCAGACGAGGUGGGAUACGCCGGAGACAACUUCGUACGUUACAGCGGAGACACGAUCGGCAUGGCGCAGACGCAGCUCUUUGCCUGGGAGGCGUACGAGAAGGGAACAGAGGUCCACCUGCAGACUGACCCGACCAAGCUAGAGCUGCUCCAUCAAUCGUUCAAGGUCAAAAAGGAAAGCUUCAAAGACCAGCAGAAAGAAAGCAUCCUAGAUAAGUAUGGGGGUGAAGAGCAUCUCGAUGCUCCUCCACGAGAACUUCUGCUCGCUCAAACCGAGGACUACGUGGAGUACUCUCGACACGGAGCCGUCCUCAAAGGCCAGGAGAAAGCCAUCGCCCGCUCGAAAUACGAAGAGGACGUCCUUAUUAAUAACCACACCUGCAUCUGGGGCUCGUACUGGAAAGAUGGCAGCUGGGGAUACAAGUGCUGCCACUCAUUGGUCAAACAGAGCUACUGCACCGGAGACGCUGGCAAGAAAACAGCAAACACGUUGUGCGUCCCCUUCGAGGAAGAUGUAGAAGAAAAUGAGGAGGCACCAAAGACACUGUUGGAGUUGCACCAAGAAAAGAUGAAAGAGAAGAAGAAGAAGCACAAGAAAAAGAACAAGAAGAAACGCGAAGAGAGCAGCGACGAGGAAGACGAAGCCACAAAGAAAGAAAAGUUGAAAAAGGCUCUGAGCGCAGAGGAGCAGCGCCUGAAGCAAGUCGCCGAGAUGAUGCAGCUGGACGAGAGGAAGCGGCCGUACAACAGCCUGAAGGAGGUCCGCGAACCCACCGAGGAGGAGAUGGAGGCCUUCCGGAUGAAACGCGCCCGACCCGACGACCCCAUGGCCUCCUUCCUUAAUCAAUAAAUCGUACUUUAAGUUUUCCGACGCUUUUUAUUUCACACGUUUAAACCGGUUUAAUCCGGUCAUCUCCCAUAUCAGUGUAUUAUUUUAAAACAUUUCGGUCUCGAUGAUCAGAAUGUGACAGAAAGCGGUUCGUAUCACAUGUAUGGCAAAACACACCGUGUGAGCUCGAUGUGCUUUUCUUUUUUUUUCUCUUUUUUACAAUAUAAAGAUUCACAUCAAAUACAAAUUA
Silurus meridionalis is the source of this 2042-nucleotide messenger RNA. It is a transcript of the gene slu7, whose product is annotated as SLU7 homolog, splicing factor. Lineage: Eukaryota; Metazoa; Chordata; Actinopteri; Siluriformes; Siluridae. The transcript has 15 exons. The record is from RefSeq and is a predicted model, not a curated record. Gene Ontology annotation, molecular function: pre-mRNA 3'-splice site binding. The coding region runs from base 122 to 1813 and encodes 563 amino acids. Gene Ontology annotation, biological process: mRNA splicing, via spliceosome. Gene Ontology annotation, cellular component: spliceosomal complex.